Molecule: messenger RNA, 636 nt
Organism: Ectocarpus sp. CCAP 1310/34
Lineage: Eukaryota; Phaeophyceae; Ectocarpales; Ectocarpaceae
Source: the annotation of a GenBank genome assembly
AUGUUCCCCCUACGCCCGGCCGUCGGCUACGCUUCCACCUACGCUAUCUGCUUCAUCGGCAUCUACGGGUUGGACUUUUCGGAAGGUGCGGGGGCGCAUCCAAUCUCCCGCACGACUGGGAGUUUUGCAUAUCAGCCCAUGGGCAGCGCCCUUCGACGAGUGCACGAGCUGUUCCAGAGGCGCGGGAUAACAAUGAUCGCCAACGACGACAUUGUCGCUGUCGGGCUGUUCCUGCUCACCAUGGGCCUGAUGUCUACCUACCUGGUCGUGGCGUGCUCGAGUCUGGUGAUGUUGACGGGCGUGCAGUUCUCCGGCAGCUGGGACGGCCUCAUCAUGUUCGUGGUCUUGGUGUUUGUCUUCGUGCCAGUGGCAGUGUGCUUCUCGACCACUAUGUCCGUCUUGCGCUCCGGCCACAACGCCGUCUUCGUCUGCUUCGUACAGGACCCUGAGGCGCUCGCCAACAACCACGGCAGCCAGAGGUACGAUGACCUCUCAGAGGCGUGGCAGCAGAUGCAGGCGGAGUGCCCCGGGGUGGCCAGCGCCAACAUCCCCCACGUCCCGAUCGCGACCAUCCCCAAGAUGGUUGAGAUGCACGACCACCGGGCAACCACCCACCACACCGAAUAUCAAGUCUGA